UGUAGUCAACUUCAAUGUUUGAAGACGACGAACAGCGGUACCUGACAGAAAAUGGCGGACUCCGAGUGUGGGGAUCAUUUCUUUCGGCUCCAAGCUGCGUUUUAAAAAAAAAACAUUCCUACGUCUGAGCGUACGCUGCUGCGUUUUAAGCGGAGACCAAACAAUGUUCAAAAAGGCGAAACGAGCUAACUUUCGACGGAGGAAUGAGUCCGACGAGGACGAGCCGGAGGAGGGUCGGCAGCAGCAGCAGCAGCAGCAGCAGCCGCCGCUGCUGGCGCCGACGUCGUUCGGGCCUGUGGUGGAGGAAAUCCCGUUCAUGGAGACGUCCAGUUACAGCGUUACCGGAGCACCUAUGAGCACGGACAGCUACCAUAGCAACGGCUUUCAGGCUAAUGUUAACAGCAUGAGAGCUGUCAAGAAAGAAAAGAAAGUCAAAGACGUAGCUCCGGUGUGUGCACCCACCAAAGCCAGUCUGCUGAGCUUCGACGAUGAUGAAGAAGGCUCCGAGGUGUUCCGAGUGAAGAAGUCCAACCACAGCAAGAAGAUCGUCAAACAGCUGAAGAAGGAAUACAAGGAGGAUCUGGAGAAGUCCGGACACGUCAAACAGGAAAUCAAAUCAGACGCUCCGCCUCAGCCUGCGUUCGCCAUCAAAGAGGAAGUCACGAGCACAGCGGGUAGCGAACAGGGCGAGGAAGAAAUGGAGGUGGACAGCACGGAUGAGCAGGAGGAAGAGGCGAGGAGUCACGGUGGCCAGGCGCAUGGUCAAGUCUCCAAGAGCAACAACAGCGGAGCGACAUUCAACACGCUUUCCUCCCUCGGCAGCCUGAGACCAGGUGAGAUCCCUGAUGCCGCGUUCAUCCACGCUGCCAGAAAGCGCAGGCAACUGGCUAGAGAGCUGGGGGGCGAGGCCCCUCUGGUAGAGACGGAGACUCCUAAGAAACGUCUGAUCGGAGAAGACCAAGAUGCCAGCGACGACGAAGACGAGGAAGAGAAGAGGAUCCGCUUCAGCGGAGUCAAGAACAAAAGCCAGAGACAAAAGAUAGCCGAGGAGAUAGGUAUUGAGGGGAGUGAUGAUGAGGCACUGGAUACAGGUCAGGAUGAGGAGGUGAGCCGGUGGGAGCAGGAGCAGAUCAGGAAAGGAAUCAGCAUACCCCAGGUCCAAAGCAACCAGCCAGAAGACAACACGGUCUACUACCAGAACAGCUACGAGAGCCAGCCCUACGGCUCCUCCUACAGCAUGCCGUUCACCUACAGCACCGUGACCCCACAGACCAGCAAACCUGCCGGCCGGGCAGACAACGGUUCUGUUCACUACGGGGCCCCCAUUAGCGAUCUAACCCCGGUAUCCAUUGAUCUGGUAAAGAAACGCCUGCAGGAUAGGCUCGGCCAAAUGCACGCCAGCCACAACGCAAACGCCAAGCGCUACAAACAGAUCGAAGAAGACCUAGCUGCCUCCGAGAGCACCAUACAGCAGCUGGAGGGCUCGUCCAAUGACAAUGCAGAUCAAUAUAAAUUCUUGCAAGAGAUGCGAGGGUAUGUUGGAGACUUGCUUGAGUGUUUCAGUGAAAAGGUGCCUGCUGUCCUGGAGCUGGAGGCUGCCAUGCACCAGUUACUAAGGCAACGGGCCUCACGACUUGUCCAGAGAAGACAGGAUGAUAUUAAAGAUGAAUCGUCGGAGUUUGCAAGCCUUUCAAAUAAAGCUGUCAUGGCUCCUAAUCUAGACUCAUUUGGUCGAGACCGUGCAGCAUACCAAGAGCACAGUCGUCAGAGGAGGAUAGCAGAGAGAGAGGCGCGACGAACCCGCCGGCGACAAGCUCGAGAACAGAACGGAAAGAGGGCUGAGCAUAACGAAGGCUUAUCAUCCGACGACGAGGAAACAUCUACUGACAUCACCAGCUUCAACAUGGAGAGAGAUCGCAUCAUCAGAGAAUGUAAGAAAGUAUUUGAAGACGUGGUGGAGGAUUUUCAUUCCCUGGACUGCAUCAAAUCACACUUUGAAGUGUGGAGGAGAGAGUACGCCGACUGCUACAGAGAUGCUUACAUAGGCCUCUGUCUGCCCAGACUCUUUAACCCUUUAGUCCGUCUGCAGCUGAUAACGUGGAACCCUCUUCAGGGACAGUGUGAAAACUUUGAGUACAUGCUGUGGUUCGAGUCGCUGUUGUUUUACGGCUUCGAGGAGCACAGCACCCUGCAGAAGGGAGAUGGAGACAUCAGCCUGCUGCCUGCUAUCGUCGAGAAGGUCAUCCUUUCCAAACUGACAGUGUUGGCAGAGCAAGUGUGGGAUCCGCUGUCAAGCAGUCAGACAGCCAGUCUGGUGGGCUUCAUUCACAGACUAAUGAAAGGUUACCCCACUGUGCUGCAUGGAGACAACAGAUACACACAGGAACUCUUGAAAAUGAUAGUCUUAAGGACCAGGCGGACUCUGGAUGAAGAUGUCUUCCUCCCACUCUACCCCAAAAUUGUGUUGGAGAACAAGAACAGCGGCCCGUACUUGUUCUACCAAAGGCAGUUCUGGUCCUGUGUGAAGCUGCUGGGAAACAUCCUGCAGUGGGAAGGGAUCUUGUCCAAUUCCUGUCUGAGGGAUCUGGCUCUGGACAGCACUCUGAAUAGAUACAUCCUCUCUGCACUGCAGACCACAGAUACCGGGGAGGACAAUAUUCCAAAGUGCCAUAAGGUGGUGGAGUGUAUACCGGUGCACUGGUUCUCCGGGCUGAAGGGCCAACAGACGUUGCCUCAGUUGGAGCCGUUCUGCCGCUACCUCACCCACCUGGCCAACUCAUUGCACCGCAGCAGUUUUGGCGCGCCUGAUGUGGAACGGCGCACUGCCAAGGAUCAAAUCAAAGAGGUUGUGAGGAUGCUGGGCCACAUGAACGCCCUGGACCACAUCAUCACCGUGGCAGCAGAGCUUGGCAUCAAAGACAUCAAGCCGCUUUUAGAAGCCAAGUCUUGAGGAGGACACGGCAACGGCAACUUUUUAAUUCACCUUUCGUUACGCUCGGCACAUUUGAAGCCGCCGGAUCACUAAGUUUGAAUCCCGGAAAAAAGGUGUGGUGAAUAAAACUCAACAUUUGUUACCUUUUUUCUGAAAAGUGAAGGUAAAAAAAGAAAAGUGUAAAUAUUGUGAAUAAUGUAUAGAACAGUGUGCUCAUACACAGGACUGAUGCUGAAAACGAGGCCUUGUAUUGUCAGCUCAAAACAACCACUCCGUUACAUGUGUUGGCAACAAUUUAAAUGUAUAAUUUAUUGAGUGAAUUGUUGGAUUACUGGCAUCUGUGUGCAAAACGUGUGAUCUCUACACUGACACUGUCUGUUUUAACCUGGAUAUCUGUAAAAAAAA
Messenger RNA from Larimichthys crocea (large yellow croaker), 3337 nucleotides. It is a transcript of the gene paxbp1, whose product is annotated as PAX3 and PAX7 binding protein 1. Gene Ontology annotation, molecular function: DNA binding. Gene Ontology annotation, cellular component: nucleus. Bases 164 to 2950 code for a protein of 928 amino acids. The transcript is spliced from 18 exons. The record is from RefSeq and is a predicted model, not a curated record. Lineage: Eukaryota; Metazoa; Chordata; Actinopteri; Sciaenidae. Gene Ontology annotation, biological process: positive regulation of transcription by RNA polymerase II; mRNA splicing, via spliceosome.